This is a messenger RNA of Closterium sp. Yama58-4, 1974 nucleotides long. Lineage: Eukaryota; Viridiplantae; Streptophyta; Zygnematophyceae; Desmidiales; Closteriaceae. The record is from the annotation of a GenBank genome assembly.
AUGGCUGUCGGCAAGAACAAGCGUAUUUCCAAGGGGAAGAAGGGAGGCAAGAAAAAGGCCCAGGAUCCCUUCGCGAAGAAGGACUGGUACUCCGUGAAGGCGCCCUCCAUGUUCGCCACCAGGAAUGUCGGCCAGACCCUGGUUACCCGCACGCAGGGUACCAAGAUUGCCUCCGACGGGCUGAAGGGGCGCGUGUUCGAGGUGUCGCUGGCGGACCUGCAGGUGGACGACGAGCAGUCGUUCCGCAAGAUGCGCCUCCGCGCCGAGGACGUGCAGGGCCGCAACGUCCUCACCAACUUCUGGGGCAUGGACCUGACGACUGACAAGCUGCGGUCGCUGGUGCGCAAGUGGCAGACGCUGAUCGAGUGCCACGUGGACGUGAAGACCACCGACAACUACACGCUGCGCCUGUUCGCCAUCGCGUUCACCAAGCGCCGCCAGAACCAGAUCAAGAAGACCAGCUACGCGCAGAGCAGCCAAAUCCGACAGAUUCGGAGGAAGAUGCGCGAGAUCAUAGUGAAGGAGGCGUCGUCGUGCGACCUCAAGGAGCUGGUGGCGAAGUUCAUCCCCGAGAGCAUCGGCAAGGAGAUCGAAAAGGCGUGCUUCGGCAUCUACCCCCUGCAGAACACGCUCAUCCGCAAGGUCAAAAUCCUCAAGGCGCCCAAGUUCGACCUCGGCAAACUCAUGGAGGUGCAUGGCGACUACAGCGGCGAGGAGACGGGCACCAAGUUGGAGCGGCCAGCAGAGGAGAGUGAGGCGCCCGCUGCUGAGGGCAUGGAGGCUGAGGCCACGGCACACUGCUUUCUGCAUGCUUCUCUGCCGUCUUGCCAUCGCUCUUUGUCGUCUCCUUGUGACGACCUCUGCCCUUCUCCCCGCUCCUCUCCCCACCCCUUCCCUUCUCCCCACCCCUUCUCCCCACCCCUUCUCCCCACCCCUCUCCCCUCCCCUUCUCCCCUCCCCUUCUCCCCACCCCUCUCCCCCCCCUUCUCCCCUCCCCUUCUCCCCACCCCUCUCCCUCCCCUUCUCCCCUCCCCUCCCCUCUCCCCACCGCUUCUCCCCACCCCCCUCCCCACUUCUCGCCACGUGGCAGGCACGGGCAGUGGGCUCACGGAGUGGCAGCAGCAGCUGCAGCGAGUGCUGCCGCCGCGCGCCCUGCAGGGCCUGCGCACAGCGCUGCUGCUCGUGCCCUCGCGCGCCCAGCAGCACGCCGCGGAGAAGGCGUGGACGAGGGCGAAGCGGCAGCAGGCAGGGCAGCAGCAGCAGCAGCAGCAGCAGCAGGGGGCAGCAGCCCCUGUGGGGGCCGUGCGGAUUGCCAUGGCAGGCCGCCCCGGUCCCUCCGGUGUCUCGUCCGAGGGUCAGCUCGUGCUGCUCUCCGCUGUCUGCGCGCCCCCAUCCGCGCCCCCAUCCGCGCCCACCCGCCCACGUGCCCGUGAUGCCCUCUGGCCUCCCUCCAGUCCGUCCGUGUUCAUGAAUGCUGGUAUCGUCUCGCGGUUGCUGGCUCUGUCACUCUCUGCUGAGCUCUCAAACCGUAAUCCAUCCCCCCAUCACAGGAUCCACACUGCUCUCUCAACCCCGGCACGGGUCCUCAUCAUCUUGGGCCACGAGCGCACCCUCUCAUCCAGCAGUGCCACGUGGCGCCAUGUCAUUGGCCACACCAAGCCCCACGGCAGGUUCUUUGAGGCGGAGCAAGCGGACGGGGCACUGAGGAGGGCGGUGCGGGCGAGGCGGGCAGCAGUGGAGGAGAUGGCGCAGAUGCUGGGGGAGGCUAGAGGAAUUGCGUCUGGGGGGCCUGUGGGAAGCGUCUCAGCUGAGGGGCGGUGGGGUUUGCUGCGUGGGGAAGGUUGGGGCACUGAGGAGGGCUUUUCAAUGACCCCCGUGACUCCUCCUCCUAAGAGCAUUUCUCGUUCCACCACUGCUCCCCAUACUCCUGGAUGCACUUUUCACCGUCUUCCCUGCACAGAUUCUCCCAACUAA